Schistosoma bovis is the source of this 891-nucleotide messenger RNA. The record is from the annotation of a GenBank genome assembly. Lineage: Eukaryota; Metazoa; Platyhelminthes; Trematoda; Strigeidida; Schistosomatidae.
UACCAUAGUUACAGAUACAUGUCCUAGAACUUUCAUUAUAUGUGGACAAGUAUUAGUAAAUGAAUUCGAAAAAAAAUGAAGGAUAAAUUUAUGAUUUGAAUGAAAUAAAGGACAACAUUAUUUUAUAGCCACUAUAUAAUACAACAUUUUAAUGAUAUUUAAGCCAUAUUACAAUCUCAUUCUCUCUAGUUAAGAUGAAGUUUAUUAUGUUACUAUGCGUAACUUUUGUGUUAUUGACUUAUUCAACAUUCAUAAGUAAAGCACACCAUACUGAAGAAGGGGACGAUGAAGAUAUGGAUCACUCAAAAAACAAGGAAGAAGAUAAAGAUGAAAACGAAAAUGAGCAUGAAGAUGAAACUGAAGAGAAAAACGGGAAAGAUGAUAAAACCAAAGAAAAGAAUGAAGAAGCACAUGAAAAUGUAGGGGAAAAGCAUAAAGUCAAAGAGAAAAAGAAAAAUAAGGAUAACAAUAAAAAGAAAAGUGAUAGUGAAGAUGAGAAUGUGAAUGAUGAAAAUGUCGACUCAAAACAUGGAAUGAAAGCAAUAUAUAAAGUUCUAAAGAAAUCCUUUAAAAAUGGACGUAUGAAAAUGUACAAAACAUUCGAUACUUAUUUGAGAAAAGAUGAUUUAGACAAGAAAAUGCUUGAAGUUGCUAAAAUCCUUAGCAGACGUAUUGAAAAACGAGCGGAUUAUCUAGCACAGAAAUUGAAAGAAAUGUUAGCAUAUGAAACAUCAUAGCAACAUAAAGUUUCAUUGCCUUAUUAAGGGAGUAUAUAUAUAUAUAUCUUUGCAUUCAACAAUCUGAAAGCAUUACAGGAUACAUAAAUGUUUUAUUGAUCUUACAAAUAUAUCAUCAUUACUACUACUACUGCUACUACUACUACUACUACUA